AUGGAAAAAGCUAAAUUGGGGAACUAUGAACAAGGUCGUUAUAGUUCUGCAGAGACUAGAAAUCAGGGGCUUGGUUCUGUGAACCAAUGGACUUUUCAGGAUCCAUGCAAUUCGAUUAACACUAAUAUUCGACCACCCGAACUCAAUUUACCUGUUGGAGCUAGACCUGAUCGCAAUUUACCAGUUGGGACUAGACCUGUUCUCAACUAUUCUAUUCAGACUGGUGAGGAGUUUGCUCUUGAAUUUAUGCGGGAAAGGGUGAAUCCAAGGCAGCACAUUUUUCCAAAUUCCUCUAAUGAGUCUAAUAGUGCAACUGUGUAUAUGGAUGUAAAGGGCACGCUUGGAAUAUUUCAUACAGGUUCUGACAGUGGACUUGAUACUUCCACUAUCCCCACCGCAGAAAAGAGGAGAGAUCCUGAGAGCAAUGCUUCUACUCUAAAUGAAGAAAAAGUUUAUGUUCAGCCCUUUCACUCUGUAAAUCAAACCUCAUCAGAACGUAAGAGUAGUCAUGGAUUUCAUAGUCAUACUGCUUCAAAGGCUUCUGGUAGCUCAUCAACAACGCUGAAGUUACUCUGCAGUUUUGGUGGUAAAAUUUUGCCUCGUCCAAAAGAUGGAAAGCUUCGGUAUGUUGGAGGUGAUACACGUAUUGUCCGGAUAAGCAAAGAUAUUUUGUGGGAGGAAUUUGUGCAGAAAACAUGGAUAAUAUAUAAUCAACCUCAUACAAUCAAAUAUCAGCUUCCGGGUGAGGAUCUUGAUGCAUUGGUGUCAGUCUCUUGUGACGAGGACCUGCAGAAUAUGAUGGAGGAAUGUAAUGUACUUGAAGAUGGUGGAGCCCAGAAACUCAGGAUAUUUCUUAUUUCAAAUGAUGACUUAAGUGAUUCUCAGCUUGAUCUCGAGAAUGCAGAAAGUGAAUCCGAGCUUCAAUAUGUUGUUGCCAUAAAUGGCAUGGACUUUGGAUCCAGAAGAAAUUCCAUUGCUAUAGAGAACACUUCAGGAAACAAUUUGGAGGAGUUGCUGAGUUUAAGUGUUGAGCAGGCGACUGGUCACAUUGCAGUUGGCUUAGCAGUGGCCGGCUCUGCGCAUCCUGAAGUUGGUAUUCCCUCUUUAAAUAAAUCUUCUCAGAUGAUGCUACCAACUUCAUCACCAGCUUUUGAGUACAAUCCACGUGGGUAUCAGGUGCAAACAAUGAAUCAUGGACAGCCUGAAUUGCAUCAAUUGCACACUUUCCAACGGAAAGACAGCUUCCCAGAUGUGGGUUUCAAAAAUAAUGUCCCACCAUCUGUUCCAGUGCAAUACAAUUAUGGUUCUCAUCCAUCAAAUCAUGUGCUGGUUGCUGAAAACUUGACUCCACAUUCUAUUUAUGGGCACAUGACUUCAGAAGGGGCUAUGGCUGUGGGGCAGCCUCACGGUAGCUUGAAAGCAAAGGUUCCAGAAGUGUCAACAUUGAAGACGAAGGUUAAAAAUGAAACUAUUAUCUCGAAGAAGGUUGAGUUUUUUAAGGACCAAUCUAUAGAAAAGGAUUUGCUUCUGAAGGAUGUAAAGAUGACAGAAGAGAACUCAGUCCAGAAAAUCGGUGAGUCUAAUAAGAUGCUGUCAGUCAAAAAUGAGAACAUUUUCUCUUCUCAUCCACAUGACAGUUCAUCUUUAAAUGAUAUAACACGAGAGGAUGCAUCCAUUAUUAGUGCUGCAGCAGACACAGAGACUCAUGUUCAAACAACAAGUAGUGAGAAGAGCCAGGAUUCUGUGAGGAGUUCAGUUCCUCUGGAUAAUGUCAAGGAAGCAAAUAUGCAAAAGAUUGAUGUGGAUGACCGAUUUUAUACAUAUGGUAAAGCAUUUAUGCCUGUCCAUGGUGAGUCCGAGGCAUAUUCAAAUGAUUUGAACUGUGAAGCAGAGGUGCUUCCCCAGAGCCUUUUUCAUUCAGAAAGAAUUCCCAGAGAACAGGCAGGGCUUAGUCGUUUGUCCAAGUCUGAUGAUCGUUCUGGUUCCCAAUAUCUAAUGACUCCUGCCCGAUCAGAUGUUUCACAACAGAUGACAGAAUCAAUUGACAAGCUGAAUGAUUGGAAUGUGGCUUCUCAGGCAGAAGAGAAAUUGAGUGAAUUUCAGAAGUCAAUCGCAGUUACUGAUCACAUCGGUGCAAAGAAUUCAAGUGUCCAUGACGACAAUCUUGAGUCAAAUCUUCACAAGUCUGACUUAAAUGCUGUGGUACUUCCUGAUAGUGAUUCUUCUGUAUCCAAUUUCCCUAUGACUAGCCGAAGUUCUGACUAUCCCCAAGAUGAAUCUGCUCCUAACCUUAUGAAGCUUCACUGGGGAAAGAUAAGUGGAAAAACCUCUGAGGAGCAAAUACAGCCUCUGGCUGGAGAAAAUCCAGCUGUAACUUCUCCCCUAGGUAAACCCUCUUUUGGUGUUGGCACUUCAGAACAGGGGGACAUCCUUAUUGAUAUAAAUGAUCGUUUUCCUCGAGAUUUCUUGCCUGAUAUAUUUUCUGAGGCUAGAGUUGUAGAUAGCUCCUCUGGUUUUGCUCCACUGCAGAGAGAUGGAACUGUUUUGAGCUUAAAUAUGGAACAUGAACCUAAGCACUGGUCUUUCUUUCAGAAUUUAGCAAAAGAUGAUUUUGUAAGAAAAGACAUGUCCCUUAUGGAUCAGGAUCAUCUUAGUUUGCCAUAUACUCGUGCCAAUAUUGGAGAAGCGGAUUCCAUUGAAAAUAGUUAUCCACUUCCUAGAGCUACUGGAGGUGCAAUGGAUCACAUUGAUUCCCGUAGAAAUUUUGAGGACGAUAUUCAGCAGCAACCAACUAGCAUCAUCAGACCAGAGACCAUGAAAUUGCCUUCUGAUCAUGAUCCUUCCCAGACCUCUGGCGUUCCAAGUCUGCAAUUUGAUGGUCAAAUGGACUCAAGGACACCAGAAUCUGAAUAUCAGGAUGAGAAGGAAGAAGCACAGAAUACCAGAUUUCCUCUUGUCGACCUCUCUCUAGGAGAUUUUGAUCUCCAUAUGCUACAGAUUAUAAAGAAUAAGGAUCUAGAAGAGUUGAGGGAAUUAGGUUCUGGAACCUACGGGACUGUUUAUCACGGGAAAUGGAGGGGUUCAGAUGUUGCUAUCAAGAGAAUAAAGAAGAGCUUUUUCACAGGUCGCUCAUCGGAGCAGGAGCGACUGGCUGUGGACUUUUGGCGUGAAGCUGAAAUUCUUUCAAAGCUUCACCAUCCCAACAUAGUAGCAUUUUAUGGUGUAGUGCAAGAUGGCCCUGGAGGAACACUUGCAACUGUAACAGAAUACAUGGUGAAUGGUUCCCUUAGGCAUGUUUUAAUUUCCAAGGACAGGCAUCUGGAUCGUCGCAAGCGGCUCAUAAUCGCAAUGGAUGCUGCUUUUGGAAUGGAAUAUCUGCAUUCAAGGAAUAUUGUGCACUUCGAUUUGAAAUGUGAUAACUUGCUUGUCAACUUGAAGGAUCUUUCCCGACCCAUAUGCAAGGUGGGUGAUUUUGGAUUGUCUAAAAUCAAAAGAAAUACAAUGGUUACUGGUGGUGUCAGGGGAACCCUUCCAUGGAUGGCUCCGGAGUUACUAAAUGGUGGCAGUAGUAAGGUUUCUGAGAAGGUUGAUGUCUUCUCCUUUGGGAUUGUACUUUGGGAAAUUCUAACCGGUGAGGAACCUUAUGCCAAUAUGCAUUAUGGAGCUAUCAUAGGUGGUAUAGUAAAUAACACAUUGAGGCCACCUGUGCCAAGCUUCUGUGAUCCCGAAUGGAGAUUACUUAUGGAACAAUGUUGGGCUCCAGAUCCAAUGGUCCGUCCAUCCUUCACUGAAAUUGCUAGACGCUUGCGUACAAUGUCUGCUGCAAGCGUGACCAGAACUCAGGGUCUUGCAGCACAGACUCAGUUAUCCAAAUGA
Molecule: messenger RNA, 3876 nt
Organism: Fraxinus pennsylvanica
Lineage: Eukaryota; Viridiplantae; Streptophyta; Magnoliopsida; Lamiales; Oleaceae
Source: the annotation of a GenBank genome assembly